CACUACAUUUACUACCAUAGAUACUCCCUUCUUCUCCUAACCUAACCAGCGAAAACCGAAGUACUCUUAUUUCCAAUCUCUAACCUGAAUUUAAUUUCCUAUGGCGGUGGCCGGGGAAUCCAGUGGCGGAGGCGUCAUGGCGAUGACAAUGAUAGACGAGACCUAUGAGUUUUCAGCACCAAGAUUCUACGAUUUCAGCAAGGGUGAAUCAGAGGAAGAUAUUCGUAAAGCCGAACUUUGGUUCGACACUGCUCUCAGCUACGCCCCUUCUCCUUUUAUGCCUAGAAUUAAGACUGGAAGAUCAUUUAAGGUGGACAGCUUAUGUGAUUUUAGUGAAGCAGACCAAAUGCCAAAGGCCACAGAAUCCUCAGAUUCGGCAUCUGCUAGUUCUUCCUCGGAUAUUAAAUCACAAGAGGUCAUGCCACCUACUGAAACUAGGGAAGAAGAAAGCACACUUCAUGAGGCAAACAAAGAAAACAUCGCAAACAUUGUUGUCAAUGGUUCUUGUCAACAUGAUAAGGAGGAGACCAUAUGCACUGAAGAAACCAAAAGAUGCUCUAGUUCUAUCCAAAAUGAACCUACCGGUUGUAAAGAGAACAGUAAUACUGAAACUUGCUGCACCCCUAAGCCACCAGCGUGUUCUCAGAAGGAAGGCCGACUGACCAAUUCCAAGAAGCACCAAUCAGCUAAACACAUAGCUAGUUUGGUUAGGAAUCCAUCAUCACUGAAGUUGAAGAGUCAACCUCAGUCCUCACAACUUAAAGGCUCCAGACCGGAAAGUGUCAGAAGAGAUCCAACUGCAAAAAAUGCAGCUGGGACUCCCAAUUUAGCUCAAGAGAACCAGGCCAUUAAACGGCAGAAGCUAGAAGGAGGAAGAUCCAGACAGAUUCUUAAUGUUAAACCCCCACAACCAUUGCAUCACAAGUCAAAACUGGGUGUCAGAAGUGGCAAUUCCAUUUCAUCUGUUGCUAAUAAAAUGCAGAAAGAAGACAGAAAGGUUUACAUUCGGGAACCAUCUGCACCAAGGACAUUCGUUUCAAUGGCAGAGAUGAUGAAAAAGUUCCAAUCAAGUACUAGAGACUUGUCAUUGCCAUAUAUUAAAAGUUCUCUCUCACAUGGUGAUGCUGCCUCUCUUAUCCAGAGAAAACCUCAACUCUCAUUGACAAGGCCUAAGGAGCCUGAACUUGAAACAGCUCAACGUGUUCGCUCAGUCAAAAUAAAAAGUACUGCCGAGCUUGAAGAAGAGAUGAUGGCCAAAAUCCCAAAGUUCAAAGCUAGACCACUAAACAAGAAGAUUUUAGAAGCUCCAACACUACCUGCAUUACCAAGAAGUACGCCACAACCACCUGAAUUUCAGGAAUUUCAUCUUGAAACAACUGCAAGGGCCACUCAGAAUCCAGAGUCAGCUUCAGUGGCCUCAACAGAGGUGUCCCAUCAGAAUAAUCACUGGAAGCCUCAUCUUACUGAACCUAAAACUCCUCUUCUUCACACUACUUUGAGAGCCCGACCUCCAAAGGUGAAAAGUUCUCUUGAGCUUGAAAAAGAGGAACUUGAAAAGAUCCCUAAAUUUAAGGCCAGGCCUUUGAAUAAGAAGAUAUUUGAAAGUAAAGGAGAGCUGGGAAUUUUUUGCAAUGCAAAGAAACAAGUAACCAUACCUCAGGAAUUUCACUUUGCCACAAAUGAGAGGAUUCCACCACCUGCUGUUGUUGCUGAUAUGUUUGACAAGCUUUCAUUAAACUCGGAACCUCACAUUGCCAAUCCAGUUCCAAGAAACACACUACCAAAUCCAUUCCAUCUCCACACUGAGGAAAGGGGGGCUGAAAAGGAUAGGAAAUUUAUACUGGACCUUAUGCAGAAGCAGCUGGAGGAGGAAAGGGCCAGGAUUCCAAAGGCUAAUCCAUAUCCUUACACUACCGACUACCCCGUGGUUCCUCCUAAACCAGAGCCAAAACUAUGCACAAAACCAGAACCUUUCCAGUUGGAGAGUCUAGUGAGACACGAGGAGGAAAUGCAAAGGGAAAUGGAAGAAAGACAGAGGCUUGAGAAAGAAGAGGCCAAUAUGAGGAUAUUCAAAGCACAGCCAGUCAUAAAAGAGGACCCAAUUCCACUACCAGAGAAAGUGCGGAAACCCCUUACACAAGUUGAACAAUUUAGUCUCCGUACAGAUAACAGAGCUGUGGAUAGGGCAGAAUUUGAUCAGAAGGUGAAGGAGAAAGAACAAUUAUACAAGAGAUACAGGGAGGAAAGUGAAGCUGCAAGAAUGAUAGAGGAAGAGAAGGCACUAAAACAAUUAAGGAGAACAAUGGUUCCUCAUGCAAGGCCUGUGCCAAGCUUUGACCAUCCAUUCUGCCCCAAGAAAUCUUCCAGGGAAACCACAAAAGCAAAGUCACCAAAUUUGCGGGUGUUUCGAAGAAAAGAAAGGCAGAGGAUGAUGAUAAAUAAUGCAGUUUCCAGCCCCGCUUCAUGUAUGAGGUGAUCCUGCUGUUGAUGGACAGGCUGCUGUUCAAGAACUCUUGAACCUUCUUCAAGAACUGUUGUGCUGCUACAACAGUCUGUCUCAUGUACACAAUCAGAUUUUGUUGUAAUUGAUUCAAAGUGGAAAGCAAUUUACUGAUAUGCAAAAAUUGCAGCGAAUGUUAUUGGAAUAUAAAAGUUGUAGGCUCAACUUUCUGUUCAUUAAUGAAGAAAAUUCUUGUCAAUUUAUUCCUCAAA
Molecule: messenger RNA, 2712 nt
Organism: Manihot esculenta (cassava)
Lineage: Eukaryota; Viridiplantae; Streptophyta; Magnoliopsida; Malpighiales; Euphorbiaceae
Product: protein TPX2
Exons: 19
Coding region: 101-2476 (791 amino acids)
Biological process (GO): activation of protein kinase activity; mitotic spindle assembly; regulation of mitotic spindle organization
Cellular component (GO): mitotic spindle; nuclear microtubule
Molecular function (GO): microtubule binding; protein kinase activator activity
Source: RefSeq, a predicted model, not a curated record